CCAUGGGUACUCAGGGCUGGGAAAGAGCAGGGGGUUGGGGAGGGAGUGCUGCUCCCCGGGGACUUGUGUUUUAGCAGACCUGAUGCAGGCUCAGUGCAGGGUGUUCUCUGCAUGCAGCCACCUGCCCCACUCUGUUCCUCCCUGCUCCAGCCCCCUCUCUCUCUGCCAGAGACAGCUAAAAGCCCAGCAGCAGAGAGGAUCAACUUCUCAGGAGCUCUCAGCCUUGAAGACAGAGAACGCCAAUGCCUCCCUGCUUCCUGAGGAUGGAGAGAAGGCAGCACAGCCAGAGGAGCGGACGGACAGUGCAAGACUCCUCCAAGGCCAGGAGGAGGAGCAGGAGCGGCUGCGGGAUGCCGGCCAGGCAGGCACUGCGAGCAUCUCCCAGGACAUUGAGAUCCAGGUGGAAAACGGAAAAGAGCUGAAGCUGAAGGAACAGCUUGAUGCCCUGAGGAGAGAGCACACAGAAACCCUGCAAGAGCUUCGGGGAGCACAUGAGCAGGAGAAGCUGCUGCUGACAGAGUCCCACCACAGGUCUGAGGCAGCCUUACAGGAGAAAAUUCAAGCACUGAAUUCCCAGUUGAAAUCCUUCCAGGAGAGGAUGAAGCGAGUGGAGGAGUCACUGUUGAGAACAGACUACAAGAAGCACAUCCAGGAGCACGGGAGCCCCAGCCCCUUCUGGGAGCAGGAGCUGGAGAGCCUGCACUUCGUCAUCGAGAUGAAGAACGAGCACAUCCACGGCCUGGACAAGAAGCUGCUGCACCUGGAGACCGUGGAGGAGAGGAAUCUUCUGCUGGAGGAGAAGGUGAAAACUCUCCAGCAGGAGAACGAGGACUUGCAAGUUCGCACCCAGAACCACUUGGUCAUGGCGAGGCAGCUGUCCGAGGAGCUCCAGGCCGCCCGCGGGGCGCUGGAGAAGGAGGCGCAGCUGCUGGAUCAGGCUCGCCGGGAGAAGGAGGAGCUGCUGUACCGGGUGCUCAACGCGGGGGACGGCACUCCGUUCCCCAUGGCUGCCGGCGAGGUGCCCCUCAUCGCCACGUAG
This is a messenger RNA of Sturnus vulgaris (Common starling), 1039 nucleotides long. It is a transcript of the gene CCDC69, whose product is annotated as coiled-coil domain containing 69. Gene Ontology annotation, cellular component: cytoplasm; nucleus. Lineage: Eukaryota; Metazoa; Chordata; Aves; Passeriformes; Sturnidae. The record is from RefSeq and is a predicted model, not a curated record. Gene Ontology annotation, molecular function: microtubule binding.